Aspergillus caelatus is the source of this 1578-nucleotide messenger RNA. Its product is annotated as MFS transporter. The transcript has 2 exons. The coding region runs from base 1 to 1578 and encodes 525 amino acids. Gene Ontology annotation, biological process: xenobiotic detoxification by transmembrane export across the plasma membrane. NCBI's taxonomy places the organism in Eukaryota, Fungi, Ascomycota, Eurotiomycetes, Eurotiales, Aspergillaceae. Gene Ontology annotation, molecular function: fluconazole transmembrane transporter activity. The record is from RefSeq and is a predicted model, not a curated record.
AUGGCGCUGCAACUUUUCCGUGACAGUUCCCUGGGUCAAGGCCUCCGCAUAAUCGCACGGCCUUCCUGGCUACAAUACCCAGAGGAGCAUGAUGGCCAUUCAAAUAUCAUUGAGUGUACAUCUAAAUUUGGGGCUUCAAACGGGGACAUAAAGAUUGUGGACUGGUAUGGGGAAGGUGAUCCCGAGAAUCCUCUCAACUGGUCAUCUACGAAGAAAGCAUGGGUGGUCUUCGUCAUUGGCUACUAUAGCUUUGUUGUAUACAUGGCAGCACCGAUAUACAGUCCUGGAAAGGAUUCCUUCAUGCAAGAGUUCAACGUGAAUCCCGCCGAGUCGUCUCUAGGACUUGCUCUCUAUGUCUUAGGAUACGGCGCCGGUCCGCUCCUCUUCAGUCCCCUGAGUGAGAUCCCUCGCUUUGGUCGGAACCUCCCAUACGUGAUAUCCUUCAUUAUCUUCACGAUUCUAUGUAUCCCUACAGGGUUUUCCCCCUCAGCUAUCGGGUUCUAUUUCCUGCGAUUCCUCCAAGGCUUCUUCGGUAGCCCCUGUCUGGCCACCGGCGGCGCAUCCAUAAGCGACAUCUACGACCCCUACGUACGUCCCUACGCCAUGACAGCAUGGGUGUACUGCAUAUUCUGCGCCCCAGCAAUCGGCAUGUUAGUCUCGGGAUUCGCGAUCCCCGUUCUCGGCUGGCGCUUCUCCAUGUGGGAGAUCUUGAUGGCCGCCGGCCCAGCCCUAAUCCUCAUCCUCCUCCUCCCAGAAACAAGCCCAUCAACAAUCCUCUACCGAAGAGCGCAGCGCCUCCAAGCCACAGAUGGUUCAAAGCAAUACCGCACAGCAACCGAACUCACACAAUUACACAUCUCCUUCCACGACAUCGUCCGAGAAUCCCUCCUAACCCCAAUCAAAAUCACCCUCAUGGACCCGACCAUCCUCUUCGUAAAUAUCUACACCUCCCUCGUUUACGCUAUUUACUACACCUUCUUCGAAGCCUUUCCCCUCGUCUACAUAGAUAUUUACAACUUCAACCUCGGCCAAAUGGGCACAGCCUUCCUCGCCAUCGUCAUCGGCACCACAAUCUCCGUAGUAAUAUACAACAUCUACAACUACCUCAUCUUCAUCCCGCAAGCCAAAUCCAAAUCCAAAUCCAGCACGCAUCGAACCCAAGACCCAGAAGACCUCCUCACCCCAGCCUUAGUCGCCUGCUUCGGCCCCUCAAUCGGCCUCUUCCUCUUUGGGUGGGCUUCUCGUCCUGAAAUUCAUUGGAUUGUCCCGUCCCUGGGCAUUGUCAUAUACCCCGGGUGUGUGUUCGUGCUGAUGCAGUCGGUCUUUUUGUAUAUCCCGGCUUGUUACCCAGAGCAUGCGGCGAGUGUAUUUGCCGCGGCAGAUUUUAUGAGAAGUGCGCUUGCUUGUGGGGCGGUGAUUUUCUCGCGUCCAUUGUUUGGGAAUUUGGGGGUGGGAGGUGGGUGUUCGCUUCUGGCUGGGUUGACUGUUCUUUGUAUUGGGGGAAUCUAUUUGUUGAGGUUUUAUGGAGGGUCCUUGAGGAGGAGGUCUAGGUUUGGACGGGGGGAGGGAGGGAAGUAG